Messenger RNA from Nematostella vectensis (starlet sea anemone), 756 nucleotides. RefSeq lists its product as uncharacterized. The record is from RefSeq and is a predicted model, not a curated record. NCBI's taxonomy places the organism in Eukaryota, Metazoa, Cnidaria, Anthozoa, Actiniaria, Edwardsiidae. The coding region runs from base 13 to 756 and encodes 247 amino acids. The transcript is spliced from 2 exons.
CUGCUGCGAAGAAUGGCUUACCCCUGUCGCUACAGUGACCUCAUUCACCGCUUUCACCGAUCUGUCCCUGAACUCAGCAUGAUAUCUAACACUGUACUUGACACUGUUUACUACCUUCACCACCUUCGCCUGACUACAUGGAACGACCAGCUUCUUAGCCCUGUACAACUGCAGCAAUAUGCAGAGGCCAUUUACAACAAGGGAAGCCCACUGAACAACUGUUUCGGCUUCGUCGAUGGGACAGUUCCGCCGAUAUGCAGGCCAGGCGUACAUCAACGCAUCGUUUAUAAUGGACAUAAACGUGUCCAUGCCAUUAAAUUUCAGUCCGUAGUAGUCCCAAAUGGAAUGGUGGCGAAUAUGUACGGCCCAGUAGAAGGCCGAAAGCAUGACUCAGGGAUGUUAAAAGACUCUGGCCUGCUUCAAAGUCUACAACAACAUGCAUUUGGUCCAACAGGGCAGCCAAUGGCCCUUUAUGGAGACCCUGCCUAUCCUUUGCGUGUCCACCUCCAGGUCCCAUUUAGAAAUGGGACAGGAGGUUUAACACCGGACAUGGAGGCAUUCAAUGAAGGCAUGAGUGCUGUAAGGUCGUCAGUAGAGUGGUUAUUUGGAGAUAUUCUUAAGUCUUUUAAAUUUUUGGAUUUUAAGAAGAACCUCAAGAUUUCAUUAAGUUCUGUUGGAAAAAUGUAUUUAGUCUCUGCCAUAUUUGAUUUUUUUUACUGUGAUCCUCCAACCUUGCAACAGUACUUGAUAACAUAA